CCCCCCCCCCAAUAUACCGAAAUGCCCAUUGAAAACACCGAAAUGCCCUUUAAAUGUUCAUUUGUUAUUCUUUAUGUUUCCGGCAAUGAAUAUGACUAUAUAUGAAAUAAUUACGUUUUUCACAUGUAAACACAUUUGAGUGAAGAACAAUAUAUACGGUGAAUUGUUCAAGAAAAAAUAUAUAAUCAAACCUAUUGUUUUGGUUUAGUGUUUUUACAAGAAAAUGAUUAAUAAAAGAUAAAUUUAACAAAAUUUUAAAGGAAAAAAAAAUGUAUAAUAACAUUAAAGAAAUGGAAGAAUUAUUGUCCUAGGAUUUCAUUUGUCCUCUUUAACCAUGGGCACUAUCUAAUAUUUCUCAUAUUUUGGAAUGUAAUGAGUUACAAAGUUGUAUAUUAGGUGUCCUGAAAUACAUCUUUAAUGAUUGAAAAUUGAGAAUUUUUUAAUGGCAUUUCGGUGUUUUCAUCGGGCAUUUCGGUAAAUCGCGGGCAUUUUGGUAAUUCUAUAUACCUAGUUGUGACUUCCACAAAAUAAAAAAAAUUGUAUGCAUUACUACUUAACAUUCGCCAACCACGAAAUCAAGUCCUAAUAUAAACGUCAAACUGUUGUUUUAAAAAAGUCAUAAUUGGAAUCUACAACGUAUAGAUACAGAUGUACAGAAAGCAAUAUUUUAUCAUCCCUAAACCUCGAGAAUUUAACCCGCGAGAAUAUGUGAUUUUACAGUAGGGUCAUAAAUACAGCAAAUAAGUUCUUUGUCAGUGAAUUAAAAAUAGGUAUGAAUUGUUUAAUUGAUUUUAUAAUAAGAAUUAACAGUUUUAAUCAAAAAAAAUUUUUUUGCCAAAUAUUUUAAAUUUUUUUUUCAGGGGAAAUAUGGAAAAGUUUGAGUUUCUGUCUAUUUUUGUUUACUUUUUAUUGAAUUUAGUAUUGCGUGUCGCUUGUGUUUUCUUCAAGUUCCCUGUCCUAUUUUACACUUCCCUGGUUAUUGACAUCCUUUUACUGUUUUGUUUUGGAGUUUACGUGUCAAUUUUGUACUGCCAAAGGGAAUCUGAAGAUGCCAGCUCAAACAAGGAAGAGGAAGAAAGAAAGUAGAAAGACUGAAGAAGUUACUUAUGUAAAAGGCCAAAUUGUAUACUGUUACUGGAAGGGAAUAUGGUGGCCAGGUGCUGUGCAGAGUGUUUUGAAAAACGAUGUGUACCAAAUUUCCUUUUGGAAAGAGGAGGAAAGAAAAAAUAAAGAGGCAGGCUGAUCUGAAAAAUAAAUACAUGGAAGAUGUAGAAUAUGCUAAAUCUUUGAGUAAAAACAAACCGGCACCAUCCCAUACCUUGAGUUCACAGAGCCCUUCAGCUUGUGAAGAGGUACCUACCACAAGUGAUAAGCCGGAACAAGAGAGGACACCACCCCACACCUUGAGUUCACAGAGCCCUUCAGCUUCAUGUGAAGAGAAGCCUACCACUAGUGAUAAGCCGGAAGAAGAGAGGGUACCACCUCACACCUUGAGUUUACUGAGCGGUCCAGCUUCAUGUGAAGAGGUGCAUACCACAAAUGUUCAGCCGGAACAAGAGAGGUUACCACCCCACACCUUGAGUUUGCAGAACCCUCCAGCUUCAUGUGAAGAGAAGCCUACCACAAGUUAUAAGCCGGAACAAGAGAGGGUACCACCCAAUACCUUGACUUUACAGAGCCCUUCAGCUUCAUGUGAAGAGAAGCCUACCACAAGUGAUAAGCCAGAACAAGAGAGGGCACCACCCUACACCUUGAGUUUACAGAACCCUCCAGCUUCAUGUGAAGAGGUGCCUACCACACGUGAUAAGCCGGAACAAGAGAGAACACCUACCCACACCUUUAGUUCACAGAACCCUCCAGCUUCAUUCGAAGAGGAGCCUACCACUAGUGAUAAGCCAGAACAAGAGAGGGCACCACCCCAUACCUUGAGUUCACAGAGCCCUUCAGCUUCAUGUGAAGAGAAGCCUAUUACAAGUGAUAAGCCAGGACAAGAGAGGGCACUAUCCCAUACCUUGAGUUCACAGAGCCCUUCAGCUUCAUUCGAAGAGGAGCCUACCACUAGUGAUAAGCCAGAACAAGAGAGGGCACCACCCCAUACCUUGAGUUCACAGAGCCCUUCAGCUUCAUGUGAAGAGAAGCCUAUUACAAGUGAUAAGCCAGAACAAGAGAGGGCACCACCCCAUACCUUGACUUUACAGAGCAGUCCAGCUUCAUGUGAAGAGGUGCCUACCAUAAGUUAUAAGCCGCAACAAGAGAAAACACCACCUUACACCUUAAGUUUACAGAGCGGUCCAGCUUCAUGUGAAGAAGUGCCUUUCACAAGUGUUCAGCUGGAACAAGAGAGGGCACCACCCUACACCUUGAGUUUGCAGAGCAGUCCAGCUUCAUGUGAAGAGGUGCCUACCACAAGUGAUAAGCCAGAACAAGAGAGGUUACCACCCCAUUCCUUGAGUUUACAGAGCGGUCCAGCUUCAUGUGUAGAGAAGCCUAUCACAAGUGAUAAGCCGGGACAAGAGAGGGCACCACCCCAUACCUUGAGAUCACAGAGUCCUUCAGCUUCAUGUGAAGAGGAGCCUACCACUAGUGAUAAGCCAGGACAAGAGAGAGCACCACCCCUUACCUUGAGUUUACAGAGCAGUCCAGCUUCACAUGAAGAGGUGCCUACCACUAGUGAUAAGCCGGAACAAGAGAGGGUACCACCCCAUACCUUGAGUUUACAGAGCGGUCCAGCUUCAUGUGAAGAGGUGCCUACCACAAAUGUUCAGCCAGAACAAGAGAGGUUACCACCCCAUACCUUGACUUUACAGAGCGGUCCAGCUUCAUGUGAAGAGGUGCCUUCCACAAAUGUUCAGCCAGAACAAGAGAGGUUACCACCCCAUACCUUGACUUUGCAGAGCGGUCCAGCUUCAUGUGAAGAGGUGCCUACCACAAGUGAUAGGCCGGAACAAGAGAGGUUACCACCCAACACAUUGAGUUUACAGAGUGGUCCAGCUUCAUGUGAAGAGGUGCCUACCACAAGUGAUAGGCCAGAACAAGAGAGGUUACCACCCCACACCUUGAGUUUGCAGAACCCUCCAGCUUCAUGUGAAGAGGAGCCUACCACUAGUGAUAAGCCAGAACAAGAGAGGGCACCACCCCUUACCUUGAGUUUACAGAAUCCUCUAGCUUUAUGUGAAGACAAUACCAUUACUGGUGAACAGUCCCUUGAGUCUUUAUUACCAACUUCAUCUACUUUCUCUGCUAGAGAUGAAAAGUUACUUAAAGACCUCAUGGAAUACAUUAAUUUUAGCAGUGAUGAGGAUGAUGAUUGGAUUGAUGAAAUGGAUUUGGAUUCAGAGUUUAUUCCUUCAGAGUCAGAGGAAGAAGAGAGUACUUCUGAUGAGGAUAUAUCAUCCUCCACCUGUGUUAAAGGUGUUAAGAGAAAGAGUUUUGAAGAUGAUGUGCUUAUUUCAUCUACAACAAAUAAGGGCAUUGACCAGGAUCUUGUAGAGAAUUCUGACAGUGAUGUGUCUGACGAGAUCCCUUACCUUCCACCAUUAGGUCUAUUAUGUAACCCACAGUCCACUGAAAGUGAUGCAUCUUCUUUGGAGUCUGAUAGUGACAUAGACAUUGUUGAGGAGGAAAUUAUCAGAGAUAUUACUUAUCCCUCAAUCUUUAUUAGAAAAAUCAUCACUUCAAAAACAACAAAAUCUGGAAAAUUCAAAAAAUCUGACCGUGUUUAUAAUACUAGACACUUCUGCCCAUUUUGUUACAAGUCAGUAUCACAUUUAAUACAACAUUUGAAUUCAAAAGCACAUAGUAAGGAGCCAGAAGUAGUUAAUCUCAAAACCCUAAUUGGUAAAGAACGCCAGAGGAAUAUCUCAAUGUUGAGAAAUAAAGGUGAUCAUCUGCAAAAUGAAAAAGCAAUAUCAAAGAAACGAGGGGAGAUAGUUCUUGCAAGAAGAAUAGGAUCGAAUGAAAAACUCAACAUUUCAAACUAUGGCCCAUGUCCUUUAUGCUUGGAGUGGCUUAAGCUAGAUGUUUUAUACAGACACCAAAAGAAAUGCUGCGGCUUAUCAGCUGAUUCAGGUCAACCGAGCUCAUUUAUCUCCAAGGGUAACAUCAUGGUACAGAGUGCAAUGAUUGCUGGGAGGCUUAAAGAAACUGCAUGUAAAGCACUUGUUAAUGAAGUUUUCCCUAUUAUGCAAGAUGAUAAAAUUGGGCAUGAAGCUAAAAAUGACAGUCUGAUUGUUGCACUUGGGAAUCACUGGCAUAAACGGAAUGUAGGAAACAAAUUAAUGCGUAAACAUUAUGUAUCAGCAGUAAUGAGACUAACAAGUCGUCUCCUGAUUGAAAUUAGAAAGUUAACUGAAUCAGAGCAAAGAUUGGAGUUUUACCUGCAACCAAAAUAUUUUUCAGAGGUAGCACAUGCAGCUUUGAAAGUAGCUAAACAGGAUGAUGACAACGAUGACAAUUUACAGGCCCCUUCAAAUGCCAUUAAACUGGGUUAUCAUUUGAAGAGAUUGUGUAACUUGAAACUGGGCUUAGCAAUUAGACAUGGAAAUGAUGACCAAAGAAGAGCAUCUAAAAACUUUUUGAAGCUUAUGGAGUUAGAAUGGUGUUCAAAACUUGCUAGAGUCAAUCUCGAAGAAAGAAGAAGAAAUAAGAAAGUUGAACUUCCUCUACCUUCAGAUGUGAAAAAGCUUGCAGAUUACUUGAAGGUUGAAAUAGAAUCAUUCGACAAAGGAAACCUCACUUAUGAGAAUUUCAAAAAGGGGUCGACACUGACUGAGGCAGUACUUAUUACCUAUAACCGACGGCGUCCAGGGGAAAUUCAAGCAAUGAGGUUGGUUGAUUACCACAACAGGAAGACUGGAAUAGAUCCUGGUGUUGGAGAAGAAAUAGUGAAAUCACUGUCAGAAUUUGAAAGAAAACUUGUAGAAGAACAAGAUGUGAUUGAAAUAAGGGGAAAGUGUGGAAAAUGUGUACCAGUGAUCAUUCCUAAGCAUGUACGGGGGAUUCUGGCACAUCUAUGUAAUCAACGUGUAAGAGCAGCUGCAGGAAUACCAAGCUCAAGUGUCCAUAUCUUUGCAACAAACAGGGCAGGUGUUUUUAGGGGAUAUGAUUCUGUACAAUUUGUGACACAGAAUGCUGAUCUUCAAUUUCCGGAACGCAUAAGAGGAACAAACAUGAGACGUCUCAUGGCAACUUUAUGCCAGGCCUUGGAUGUGACACCACAGCAGCAAAAGUGGAUCAUCGAUCACAUGGGCCAUACUCUAGAUGUGCACAACAUUCACUAUAGAUGUACAUCAGAUAUCAUAGAGAGAUCAGACAUUGCAAAAUUAUUAAUGCUCAUGGACAGGAAGCAGGUUGGAUAUUUCAAAAAUAAAAGAUUGGAAGAAAUUAGCUUGGAAGAAUUAAUUGAAGAACCAGACGAAACAAAUGAUGUUGAUGAGAAUGAUGACAGAUUCUUGGACAGAGAUGAAGUGUUCAUCCCAAACCUGUUAGAAGAUGAAGAGGAAGAAAUUCUAGUCAAGACAAGCAAGAAGAAAAAGGCCAGUUUUACGAGGAAGAAAUGGACAGUAGCAGAAGAAGAAGAAAUAAAGAAGAGGUUUGCAGGUUUUCUUGCCCAGGACAAGUGUCCUAGGCAAAAAGACGUUGAGAAAGUGAUGGCCCAAAGCAAGAAAUAUGGGGGUCUACUGCAUACAAGACCAAGGGACAACAUUAAGAAGAAAGUCAGUUGUAUGCUGGUUAAAGCUAGAAAAAAUAAUAAUGAUUUGUAAUGACAUAAUUGAAUCAUUCCGAAAAAUGCCUCAUAUUGCAAGUGAAUAGAGUUUUAAGAGCUAUUAUAUACUAAUAUACUAAGAUACUUAAAACUUAUUUGUUUUUUUUGUUACCAAAAGUUAAGGUCAUUGUAUAUUCAUUUUUCAAGGGUUGUAUUAGAUUUUUUGUAAAAACGAAAGAAGUCUAUCUAGACUUUAAUUGACAAAAAUAACUGGAAGUUACAAUUCAAUAUUAGCAUUAAAAAAUCGAUAAUAAAGUCCCCAUUAUUUCAAGUACAUGUAAAAUGCGAAACAUAGUUAGUUUGAUAUGUUUUGUUAAAUUAAUGAUCAAUUGUUUUGACCCACCUUUUAGUAUGAUCACCUACAAGUACAAACUAACUUUCGCUAAUAUUAGAAAUAGAGAAAGUCCACUUUUCCUUUCAAUUCAACAUGGAUGAAAAUAUAGUGAAUAUUUUUUUUUCACUUUUUGUUGACCAGUUGACUACUUGAUUUUUUACUUUUGCUCACUGAUUCCUGAAGUUAGUAGCACUGGUGAUGAUUAUUGCACAUCCUGUUCAUUACAUAUUUUUGCUGUGUAGGUUUUGUACAUGUACAAAAGCAUCAUUUCUGAAAGAUGGUAUUAUUAAAUGUGAAAGUGAUGUUUAUCACAAGUUUUAAAAUAUUUCAUCUUAACUUUUUGUCUUGCACUUUCUUUUGUCAGAUAAUUGAAUUUUUUCAAUUGUCUAUAUUUAGAAUAAUACAACGAAAACUUGGUUUAAGGUAAUUCAAGGAAAUACCCUUACAUAAGGGCUUUAAAAAUAGAUUUUUUUUUAAGAAUUAGGCUGUGGAAUAGUUGAUAGAAAGCAGUGCAGUAUUGCCACAUGUACACUUUUUUUCAUGUGUUCAUGACUUUCCUUUUCAUGUGCUCUCUUAAAAAGAUGUUACAUUAUCUGCUGUCACCACUUGAAACAUGUUCAAUUUAUGCUACAUUUAUUGAUGUUUUGGGAAGAAAAUUUUGUUUAUAGAUUAGAACGAGAGUACACAAAUAUUUUAUUCAAUAAUUGGUUUAAAUAUUAAAGAUGUGAAUAAUGGUUGAAAAGAGUAUUUACUAAAAAAAAACCUGUGGUCUUUGUAGACCUUGAUAAUGUAACCCUUUAAAUAUUUUAUUUUUUAACCAAAGAACAGUUUUUCUGUAAUAAUGAUUAAUGUUCAAUGUGCUUUCAUCAAAGGCAUGAGAAAGUGUUAAGCUCAUUGUGUUACAUGUAUGCUUGCAUGCAUUAUUUGUAGAGAUAUACAUUUAACUAUUAAAUUAUGUGAAAAUUA
This is a messenger RNA of Magallana angulata, 7064 nucleotides long. RefSeq lists its product as uncharacterized. The record is from RefSeq and is a predicted model, not a curated record. NCBI's taxonomy places the organism in Eukaryota, Metazoa, Mollusca, Bivalvia, Ostreida, Ostreidae. Bases 1185 to 5762 code for a protein of 1525 amino acids. The transcript is spliced from 11 exons.